Messenger RNA from Cotesia glomerata, 933 nucleotides. RefSeq lists its product as uncharacterized. Gene Ontology annotation, cellular component: membrane. The record is from RefSeq and is a predicted model, not a curated record. NCBI's taxonomy places the organism in Eukaryota, Metazoa, Arthropoda, Insecta, Hymenoptera, Braconidae. Bases 252 to 803 code for a protein of 183 amino acids. Gene Ontology annotation, biological process: sensory perception of taste. The transcript is spliced from 4 exons.
ACAAUUUAAAGAGUUGUAAUAAAUACACUUUCAAAAGUGAUUGUCGUUUAUAUACUAUCUUCAUAAUCAAUUUUUUUCUUUGUUUCUUCAAUUUGGUAUCUGGAUUUUUCAUUAGCGAUCUAAAUUCAACAGUUAUAUGGAUUGCACCACUUAUCAUAAGUAUUUGGGUUUUAAUUCAAUAUUCACUUGUUCUGAAAAUAAUUCUCCAGUUAUUCAAACUCAUUAACGGGAUAAUUCUUCAACUCGGGGAUAUGAAUAUUGAAAAUUGUUAUCGAACAGCACUUUGCUCAAAAAUUCUAUUACGCGAAUCUGUAGUUGAGGAUAUUACUUGUGUGAAUUAUGCGAUUAUGGAAUUAUGUGACAUUUGUGAUCAAAUAGCAGACUUCUAUGCAAUUCCAACAUUAAUGAUAAUUCAUUAUUUCAUAACAAGAAUAACAUUUGAAGCGUAUUAUAUAUUUGUGACGCAGAUUUUGUUAAAUAAACUGGAAUCGCUUAAGUUUUGUGUCAUCAUCAGUAUAAUCUGUUUGACAAUAGUUUCUAGCUUGGUAGUUUUUACUUCAAACAUCACCAGGAUCACUCGAGAGUUUUCGAAAACUUCACACUACGUUUCUAUGCUUUCAAAACGAUGCGCUACAAAUUCAACUACUAAAGAAGCAUUAUUGGAUUGUUUACGUGACAUAUCACAAAGGAAUGUAAUUUUUAGUACGUACGGAGUGGUCACACUUGAUAAUUCUCUCCUACGAAUGAUUUUUGGAGCCAUUGUUACCAACUUAAUUAUUUUUGUUCAGUUUCAUAAACAGUGAUUAAUUACUAACUAAUUUUCUUAUAGUGUCUGGCUGUGAAUUUCAAAGUUCCUCUUUUUUCUUAUUUUAUAAAAUAAAUGUAUCAUUAAUUACUGAUUUUCAGAUACAAGUUAUUGCAUUGCGUAUUAAU